Molecule: messenger RNA, 2191 nt
Organism: Fragaria vesca subsp. vesca
Lineage: Eukaryota; Viridiplantae; Streptophyta; Magnoliopsida; Rosales; Rosaceae
Product: GDP-L-galactose phosphorylase 1-like
Exons: 7
Coding region: 594-1934 (446 amino acids)
Biological process (GO): glucose metabolic process
Cellular component (GO): cytoplasm
Molecular function (GO): GDP-D-glucose phosphorylase activity
Source: RefSeq, a predicted model, not a curated record
UACACCACAACAGGGUAUUUGCAAUCGCACAAAACCAAGACCACGAAACCCACGAGAGACCCCACGGCACAUCCUCAGCCACAACCACCUAAACCCCUCCCUCAUCUAUAUAACAUUCCCUCAUCUGGGUCUUCAAAUUCACCACCACAUAACCUAAACCCACUUCCCAUUUUCUCGAUUCUCAAUCGCAUCUGAGAAGAAAGAAGGAGAGAUUUUCUGUGUCGGGUUUGAUUCCGGUUUGGGGUAAAACCCGGGUCGACGAGUUGUAGACAUCACGGCUAUACACAGAGCUUCACGGCCACUCAUUCAUGUCCGCCGGACUGUCCGACGUAAGGGUUGUGUAAUUGAGAGCAACCCUUCGCCGCACGGCGGGCGUGGUGCUUUGCCGUCCGAAGGAGGAAGUCCUUCCGACCUCCUGUUCCUCGCCGGCGGUGGUGUCCACGUUUCCGACUUGCUUUUCUUUUUCUAGCUUUUCGUAGAUUCGGGUUUUAGCUCAAAGAUUAUUGUUUCGCAAGUAGAUCGUGUUUGCUGUCGUUGCUGUGCUUUGAUUUUUCUUUUGAGAAGAACAAGAACAUAAAAAGAACAUAACAAAAAUGAUGCUGAAGAUCAAGAGGGUUCCUACUGUGGUUUCGAAUUACCAGAAAGAUGAGGCGGAUGAGGGCCGCCGAGCUGGGGGCUGUGGCCGCAACUGUCUUAACAAAUGUUGCAUUUCAGGAGCAAAACUUCCAUUGUAUGCUUUUAAGAAGCAAAACAACUCACCUGGUGAGAAGGGGUUUUCCGGACAUGAGAAGCAAGACGCUCCGGUUGCUUUCCUUGACUCAUUGGUUCUUGGAGAGUGGGAGGAUCGCAUGCAGAAAGGGCUAUUUCGAUAUGAUGUCACUGCCUGCGAGACUAAGGUGAUUCCAGGCCAGUUCGGCUUCAUUGCACAGCUCAACGAGGGCCGCCACCUUAAGAAGCGACCAACCGAGUUUCGAGUUGAUAAGGUUCUCCAACCUUUUGAUGGUAGCAAGUUCAACUUCACUAAAGUUGGCCAAGAGGAGGUUCUGUUCCAGUUUGAAGCAAGUGAAGAUGGUGAAGUUCAGUUUCACCCUAAUGCACCUAUUGAUGUGGAAAAUUCUCCGAGUGUUGUUGCGAUCAAUGUUAGUCCAAUUGAAUACGGGCAUGUGCUGUUAAUUCCUCGUAUUCUUGAGUCUUUGCCUCAAAGGAUUGAUCGUGAAAGCUUCUUGCUUGCACUUCACAUGGCGGCAGAAGCAGGGAAUCCUUACUUCCGAUUGGGUUACAACAGCUUGGGUGCAUUUGCUACCAUCAAUCACCUUCACUUCCAGGCUUACUACCUUGCUGUAACCUUUCCCAUUGAGAAGGCUCCUACUAAAAAGAUAACCAGUUUGGAUGGUGGGGUGAGGAUUUCUGAGCUUCUGAACUAUCCUGUUAGAGGUCUGGUUUUUGAGGGUGGAAAUACUCUGGAAGAUUUGUCAAACUCUGUCUCUGAUGCCUGCAUUUGCCUUCAAGAGAACAACAUUCCUUACAAUGUCCUCAUAUCGGAUUGUGGAAAGCGGAUCUUUCUCUUACCACAGUGUUAUGCUGAGAAACAAGCUCUUGGGGAAGUUAGGGCAGAGCUUUUGGAUACUCAGGUGAAUCCAGCUGUGUGGGAAAUUAGUGGACAUAUGGUGUUAAAGAGGAAGAAGGACUAUGAUGAGGCAUCUGAUGAAAAUGCUUGGAAGCUCCUUGCCGAGGUCUCUCUUUCUGAGGAGAGGUUCCAAGAGGUGAAUGCUCUUAUAUUUGGAGCCAUUGCUUCUGGUGUUGAUGAUGGGAAUGCAAAUUUACUAGAGGAUCCAGAUGUCAAUCCUCGCUCUCAUGAUGAAGUGAAUGCCAUUAACAAAAGCUCCCAUCAUGCUAUGGUGUCCGGGACACAGGAAUGCCUUGUUCUGCAGUAAUGAGCAGAUUUGUGGUUUUGUACCUGUGAAUCUAGUAUUGCAGUUUGCCAUUUGGGUUUAUGUCUGUACCUUAUUGGAAACUAGCUGAUGCCUAAAUAAGCAAAACUGGGUUUGCAUAGUCAGCUCUACUUUUGCAGUUUGUAUGUUCUGCAUAACGACAUCGAUCUAUUUGCUUAGGGUGCUUUAUGGGUACCGUGUAAAAUACUCUGUAGAGAUUGCUAUUAUGGAUGAUCAAUAAAUGUUAUGUGUAUUAUGUG